This is a messenger RNA of Anguilla anguilla (European eel), 5278 nucleotides long. RefSeq names its product integrin, alpha 3b (gene itga3b). NCBI's taxonomy places the organism in Eukaryota, Metazoa, Chordata, Actinopteri, Anguilliformes, Anguillidae. The transcript has 25 exons. Bases 1493 to 4345 code for a protein of 950 amino acids. Gene Ontology annotation, molecular function: integrin binding. The record is from RefSeq and is a predicted model, not a curated record. Gene Ontology annotation, cellular component: integrin complex; external side of plasma membrane. Gene Ontology annotation, biological process: cell-matrix adhesion; cell adhesion mediated by integrin; cell-cell adhesion.
CGUCUACAGCUGCAGUUUUAUUUGUUAUUUGAAAUAGGCUAUAUAUUAUUAUUUUAUCUGUCUCUGAGGCGCUCUGAAAUGUGCAUUCUGUGCUAAGCUGAACAAUGGACUGGAAUAUGUGUCUUACGUAGUGUUGCACAAUAUACCGAAACCUCAUCACUUUUCCGGUACUUAAAAAAAAAAAAAAGAAACGGUUCGGUAUUAGAAUUUUCCUACGUUCGGUACUUUUGGGUCAAAUGUAAAAGCCAGGGAAAUGUGUCUCCCGCAUUACUGAUUGAGAGGAUGAAAUGUGUAAUUUGUCAGCAUCUUUGCUAGAUGGUAGUAGCAACUAAGGUAGCCAAGUCAGGUGGCGUGCGCUUGUGCAUUCAACUUCGUUGAUACAGCACAAGCUGCGACUCAGUUCACUACAGUAGCAAUAGGUAUUCUAAUCUGGAAAUAUUUUACUAUAGGAAGAUGCUGUAUUGUUAUUAAAAUAUGCUGUUUUUCGAUCUAUUUAAAAGUGAAACAUCUGUUUAAAGAUUAUUUAGUUUACAAUUGUUUAAUUUUUGAAUUAUAUUUAAUAUAUUUUUCUAUUGUUUUGUGUUGUAACAUUAUGGGCCUAUGCGUAUUAAUAUGUUGAACAGGCUUCAACUUAAAGGUUGUUAAUAAACCAGGUUUUUAAUAAACCGUAAAUUUGAAAAUGAGGUCAUCCCUUGUGGACAUUACGUUUCUGUUCUUUUAAGGUAAUUUCAGUAUCGUUAUGUACCGAAUAUUGAAUCAGUAUUAUUUAAGUUUCAAGUAUCAUUUCAGUAUGGAGUAUCGUGAUACUAAACCUGGUAUCGGUAUCAAAGACAACAUUUUGGCAUUGUGUUUCGUGACAACACUAGUCUCACACCUUUUUUAAUUGCAGCGUGAAGGGCUGCAGCUCUACAUAUACGCGGGGCCAUCUAAGUGUUAUGACAUGCUAUCUAAGUGUUACGACGUAGCAAAGGCCUUUACAGCAAGCAGCCAGCACAUAUCCAUGGCGACGCAACUAAGUAAUCCGACAGCGUCUCAGCACAGAAUUGGCCAUAAGUCAUCAAUGUUUUGUAUAAUCAUCAUGAUUUUCAGUAGAUAUGUUGGGUGAAGGUAUAUGAUCAUGAGGACAAAACCAUUUUAAAAUCUCUCCAUAGGGGGCGCAAUAGUGCCAAUGCUUGGACCCCUCCCAACGCCGCUUGCGGCUUUAAUUGGAAUUGGAGUUGUACAAUUAAGCUAAAAUGACAGACAGGCAAAAAUGAGACAAAGACAGAAACAAAACUACAAGGACACUCUCUGGCAAGGUGUUGAUGAAUCUGUGACAGGGCCCCUCCUUCCACAAAAAGCUCCCGCUGUUCCACAGUGCUACUGGUGGAUGAGCUCGAGGAUGUGCCCCUCGGGUCCAUCACCCUCCCAGCCGACAAGAUACUGCAUGGACCUGCUGACGUGGCGACUCUCCAGAAUCCUACGGACAGUGUAGGCUGGCUGUCCACCGAAUAUGCAAGCGGAUCCCAAUGAAAUGGUGGAAGGGAUGUGGCUGGGAGUCAGUGUGGCAAGCCAGAGGCAGCAACAAGGGGGACGUGUGCUGGCUUGUGGACAUCGCUAUGUGAAGGUGAUCAGAGGGGGUGCAGAGGAGCAAUGGCGGAUGAUUGGAAAGUGCUAUGUGCGGGGCAAUGCCCUGACCUAUGACUUCACUGAUGAUUGGCAAGAAUACAACUAUGAGGCCUGCAACCCAAACUUUGACAUGGAGCUGGAGGGAAUGUGCAACAUGGGCAUGUCAGCAGGCAUAACUGAAACAGACAUCUACAUUGGUUCCCCAGGCAGCUUUGUAUGGCAAGGCAAUGUUCACGUCACAUGGCGGGAUCCCACUCCUGGGAAUUCCUGGGACUCCAACGUUAAAGACUUUGGCCAGCUGAGCAAGCGCUACAGCUACAUGGGUUACUCUGUCUUAGAGGAGAAGAAGUUGUUGAGUAGGCAUGAGUACACAGUGGUGACAGGGUCUCCUCGGGAUGAGGCCAAAGGAUCUGUCACAUUAGGACUGAAAGCGGAUACUGAACUGCAGGUCGUCAUCACCAUUCCUGGGCAACAGGUGGGCUCCUACUUUGGGAGUAGCCUUGCUGUCACCGAUCUCAACAAUGAUGACUGGAAUGACCUGAUUGUGGGGGCCCCAUUCUACUUUGACCGCAAGAAGGAGGAGGGUGGGGCAGUCUACUUGUUCAUGAAUGAGAACGGGGCAUUUCAGAAAACUGCCACCAUGGUGCUGACAGGUUUCAGGGCUUCAGCUUUUGGCCUGGCAGUGGCAGCCAUCGGUGACAUCAACCAAGACGGAUUCCAAGACUUUGCAGUAGGAGCUCCAUUUCAUGGCACUGGGAAGGUUUUCAUCUGGGUGGGUGGCAAGAAGGGCAUCUCCCAAGAGGCCAGUCAGGUGAUUGAAGGGAAGGAGGUGGGUGAUGGCCAGUUCCAGACAUUUGGCUACUCUAUCAACGGUGGCAUGGACAUGGAUGAGAACAGCUACCCUGAUGUCUUGGUGGGCUCCCUGGAUGACCGCAUCGCUCUGCUGAGGGCACGUCCAGUUAUUCACCUCUCCAAAAACUUCACUGUGCUUCCCAAGAUAGUGGACCCCAACCACUGCACCCCUGGUGAGAAGGCCUGUGUGACUGUCAAGGUGUGCUUCUCAUACACCCUCAGCACAGGCAACAAGGACUAUAAGAAGAACAUCACUGUGAAGUAUACUGUGGAGGCUGAUCGGAAUCAACGCAGCGCACGUGUUCGUUUCAUCAACAAUAAGCAUGACAUCUACACAGGCUUCCUGUCUAUGCCCUCUACCAUGUGCCAAGCCUUGGACCUCAGCCUGAUGGACCCCAUCCAUGACAAACUGGAACCUGUGGUGUUUUCUCUGAAUGUGUCUCUGUAUGAGCAGAAGGCCAAGGCACGGCGAAACCUGCAGAACCUGGACGCCUUCCCAAUGCUGAGUGGGGCACAGAGCCUCAGUGAGAGAGCAGAGAUUAAUUUCCAGAAGGAGUGUGGUUCAGACAACACCUGCACUAGCAACCUCCAACUGAAAGCAGUAUAUGCCAAUGAACAGCAGAUACCUUUCCCCAGACGAGGAGGUCACCAAGUCCUACAGUACAGCAACAGUGUGAAAAAGGUAGUGCUCAUGGUGGAGGUUACCAACCUGCCGGCUCCUGGAAAGUUGGCCGAAGAUGCCCACCAAGCCAUGCUCAAUAUCACAGUCCCACCCACAUUGCGCUAUUCAGGAGUACGCUCCCCAAACCUGGAUAUUCAGUGCCAUGCAGAAGAGACACUGUUGUGUGAAUUAGGAAACCCAUUAAGUGGAAAUGAGCAGGCAAGAUUACAGCUUAUAUUUGAGAUGACAGGGAUCAGUCUAUACACACAAGAGAUUGAGUCUCAUUUGCAGCUGUCCACGCUGAGUGAACAGGAUGACCUCUAUCCUGUAUCUGUGGCUCUCAUGAUCGAGUUUUCAAUACAAACCACCUUCUCCAUAAACAAACCCACAAGACAAACCCAGUUUAGUGGGAAAGUUAUAGGGGAAUCAGCCAUGAACUCCACCAGUGAUCUGGGCAGCUUUGUGGAGUACACAUUCAGGGUGGCAGUAGACGGGGAGCCCCUUGGGACAAUGGGAAGUCUUGAAGUUGAAUUUGACUGGCCUCAUGAGGUGCCUAACGGCAAAUGGCUGCUUUACCUGACAGAGAUUGUGAUGAAGGGGACAUCAGAGUCGAAUUGUGUGCCCCCUGGGAAGAUUGUGAACCUGCUGAACCUUACGCUGUCAGACCGCAGCUCAAGCCGGCAGAAGCGAGAGGUGGACAGCACAGGACCACUGAGCAUCCAACCACAGGCAGCCAUCACACUUCAGACUGCCCAGAAGAAGAAUUACCUACUGGACUGUGGAUUGGGCACUGCACGCUGUGUGAGGUUCUCUUGCCCCCUCCAAAACAUGACGAACAUGGCUGCAGUAAUUGUACGGGCUCGGGUAUGGAACAGCACAAUGCUGGAGGACUACAUUGAUGCUUCACGGGUAACAGUGAAAGGCCAGGCUACGCUGAAACUGGUUACUGAUAAACAUACUAUCAAAAUGAACAGUGAAACAAGACAGUUUACCCUGGACAUUGACCCAGUGCUGGGUAAGGACACACCUUAUGAAGUUCCCCUGUGGAUCAUAAUCCUGGCUGGAGUGGCUGGAGUCCUUCUCCUUGGUUUGAUAGUCCUCAUUCUAUGGAAAUGUGGUUUCUUCAGGCGGGCAAGCAGGAGAGAGAUGUAUGAGGCCAAGGCACAGAAAGCUGAGAUGAAAAUCCAGCCCUCUGAGACUGAAAAGCUAACAGAGGACUACUGAUUGGGGAGGCCCCUGGGUCCAGUGGCAUACUUCCUAAGAGCUCCUUGUGUGGUUUCUUCAGGAGGGCCAGCUACUACAGGAUAAUGCCGAAGUAUCAUGGUGUGAAAAUAUCAAAGGAGGAGCACUAACAGCUCAAUGAAGGGUUCUUGACUGAACACCCAAAAAAGAAGCACUGGGUCACCAAGUGGAGAGAUGCAUAACUUUAACACUACUGAUCCCGAUGCCCCUGAACCUGAUUGGGAGCUGGGUGGGGGCACACAGCUCUGUAUAACAACACUCUUGGAACGAAUUGUAUAUAUUAUGUUAUUCAAUUCCUUUUGUCUGUAGAAACUAUUUUGUUGGUUUCUUCAAAAUGGUUUGUUUUGUGUGCAAUAUAAACAGUUCUGUUAGAAGUAGAAAACAGGAUUGCAGAGUUCUGAUGCAAUCAAAAUGAAUUGAAGUUGGUGGGGGUGUAAUAGCAUGUUAAUGUGCUUUUCAAUAUAUUUCUAAAUUAUUGCUAAAAUCUAUUCUUGACUUAUUUUCUAACAGCAGCAUAAUUAUAUAUAUAUAUAUAUAUAUAUAUAUAUAUAUAUAUAUAUAUAUGUAUAUAUAUAUAUAAAUAGAAUAAGUCACUCAGUUACUCGUGUGAAGUGAUAGACUGUUGUGGAGGUUAUAGUUUGCUUAGAACUUUGCAGUACAACAAAUACAUUUUCAAGCCAUAAGUCCAUUGAUUUUAUGUUAAAUAUAAAUUAUGCCUGUGCCAUGAUUGUGCUAAACUUUGAUUGCAGUGCAUUUAAAUUGUAAUGGCCAUUUGAAGAUGAAAUGGCAGAUUUGGAAAUGACUGACAGCUUUUUUCAGGUAAAAAUGGAGAAUUCUGUCUGUAAGGUCAACCUUUUUCUAUUGCAUCACUAUGCUGCUCUGUGAAUAAUUUUCUUAAAUAAUCUAUGACAUGUA